UGGGCGGACUGAACUUACAGCGAAAGCAACACUGAGCGUGUUCCAGCCGGGAGGGAGAGAGAGACGGGGAGAUCUACUCAACUCACACACCAGCCCUUCAAUAUGCCUGGCGGCCUUCGCGGGGGGAUUUAAGAGAUUUCGGAGUGUCCGAAGCCCGGAGUUGGGGGGAGGACCGUCGAGAAUGAAGACUCCUCCGGAACCAGGCUUUGCGUUUCCGGACUGGGCCUACAAGCCGGAGUCGAGCCCCGGGUCACGGCAGAUCCAGCUCUGGCACUUCAUUCUGGAGCUGCUGCGGAAGGAGGAGUACCACGACGUGAUCGCCUGGCAGGGCGACUACGGCGAGUUUGUCAUCAAGGACCCCGACGAGGUGGCCCGGCUGUGGGGUGUUCGCAAGUGCAAGCCCCAGAUGAACUACGACAAGCUGAGCCGGGCCCUGAGGUAUUACUACAACAAGCGCAUCCUCCACAAGACCAAAGGCAAGAGGUUCACCUACAAGUUCAACUUCAACAAGCUGGUCCUCGUUAACUACCCCUUCAUCGACAUGGGUGCCCCUGUUCCCCAGAGUGCGCCUCCUGUCCCCUCCGCCGCCUCCCAUUUCCGCUUCCCGCCAGCCGCGCCACCCGAGGUGCUGUCGCCCUCCGAGGAGCUGCGCUCGCCCACCUCCUACACGGCCGUGGCCCGCCGCCUGGCCCGCGGCUCUGUCAGCGACUGCAGCGACGGCGCCUCCGCCACCUCGGAAGUGGAGGAGGCUUCUGCCACCGAGGAGCGCCGGGCCGGCGAGAUGAACGGCUUCCGGCCCGCGGGCGGAGGCGGCGGCGGAGGAGGAGGCCCCCCGGCACCUCACGGCAUCUUCCGCCUCUACCCCAGACACCGCCUGCACCCGGAGGCGCUCAGCCCCUUCCCCGUGUCACCCAUGGGCCCGGCUGCCUCGUUACUGGCCCCCCCGCUCUCCCCGGCCCUCUCCGUCACCCCUACCCACCUCAGCUACACCCCUUCGCCCAGCCUCAGCCCCAUGUACCCCGGCGCCAGCCAUUUCUCCUUCAGCCCGGAGGACAUGAAGCGUUAUCUGCAGGCCCAUGCCCAGAGUGUCUACAACUACCACCUGAGCCCCCGCGCCUUCCUCCACUACCCGCCCGCCACCGUGGUGGUGCCCCAGCCCCAGAGGCCCGAGGGUAAGGCCACCCACCCCCUCGGCCCUCCGGCCCCGCUCCCCUCCUCCCUGGGCCCCGAGGAGCCACCUGCCACCUUCCAGUUCAAGCUGCAGCCCCCUCCGCCGGGCCGGCGCCAACGAGAGAAGGCCCCCCUGCCCCCCCAGACCCAGUCCCAGGCACGGCCCGACGAUGGCAGCAGCGGCGGCGGCGGAGAGGGCCAAGAGGACGCCGCUGCCGCGUGCGGUGGGCCCCUGCCCCGGAUCAAGGUGGAGCCCAUCUCUGACGAGGAGGAGGAGGAGGACGUGACAGUGGAAGUGACGGACAUCAGCGAGGAGGAGGAGGAGGAGGACGUCUUCAAGACGCCAACAGCCUUGGAGACGGCUGCCACCGCCCCGCCCGCAGCUCCUUCUGCCCCGGCUAAGCCGCGCUCUCCAGCCCCGUCCCGGGACGGCGCCAGGGCCGCCUCGCAGUGCAUGCCCCUCAAGCUGCGUUUCAAGAGGCGCUGGAGUGAGGGCGGGCCGCUGGAGGCCUCCUCUGCCUCCUCCACUUCCUCCUCCGAGGAGACGGACAAGAAGCCGAGGCCCGAAGAGCCGUCCCCCGGCCCCGGCGGUGGGGUACGGCGGGAGAGCACCGAUCUGCAGCGGGCCACUGCCGAGCUCUCACUGGAAAACAAGGAGUUGUGAUGGUGGCGCCUCCUGCCCACCCCUCUGUCCCCCUCCGCAUCCUCACACACUCUCUGUCUCUCUCUCUCUCUUCCUCUCUCUCUCCCUCUCCCCCCCACCGUCCGUUCCCUCCCAUCCUCCGCCCCUGAGCCCUCCCCUCCCCAAAAGCCAUGAUCAAUCGCCUUCACUUGACACCUCCUGGGUGCCUUAAAUCCUUGCGUGCCUCUUCACAGGCCCUCACGCACCAAUAUUUUGUUUUUUUUUUGUUCUUAAUUUGAGGGAAACGGUGUAUUUUUUUAUCUGUAAAAUGAAAUCAAAAUCAAAAAUUCAAAAAAAAAGAAUUGUUUACUGGCUUUUUAAAAUAAUAAUAACUUUUAUUUUCUCUCGGGAGGGUGUGGGUUGGGGACUAGAUCUCUCUUAGGCCCCUUUCUCACUACCUCCUUUUUUUGGACACGUCCUUCAUCCUAGACCCAGACCUCAUGAGGUGACUCCUUGUUUGGGUAGAAGGGGGAAGAGUGUAAAAAAUUGGCCACGCUUGUGUUUAUAAAGCUCUCCUCUCCUCCCUGAGGCCUAAGUUAAUGGGUUUGUGGCCUUUGAGCUCCCACUCCCCUAGCAGAAGGGUGGGCGAACCUGUCUUUGGGGCGAUUACACCCAGGUAUCUGGCCCAGUCUGGCCUUUUGAUGCCAGCCAUGCAGUUAGGACUCCGAAUCGCUAUUCCCACGGACCGCUGGGGUCGGUCCUCUGGGUCCAUUUCUUCCUGGGCGAGGCAGGGUGGCAUUGGUGGGAUGGAGUGGCGGGGUGGCUGAUUGGGUUUUUAAUCUAGAAAUGUUUUAAAUUCUAUUUAUAAAACCAAACAUUUUACUACAUUGGUAGG
Molecule: messenger RNA, 2687 nt
Organism: Mobula hypostoma (lesser devil ray)
Lineage: Eukaryota; Metazoa; Chordata; Chondrichthyes; Myliobatiformes; Myliobatidae
Product: ETS domain-containing transcription factor ERF-like
Exons: 4
Coding region: 182-1834 (550 amino acids)
Biological process (GO): cell differentiation; regulation of transcription by RNA polymerase II
Cellular component (GO): nucleus
Molecular function (GO): DNA-binding transcription factor activity, RNA polymerase II-specific; sequence-specific DNA binding
Source: RefSeq, a predicted model, not a curated record